Messenger RNA from Ipomoea triloba (trilobed morning glory), 1673 nucleotides. Its product is annotated as protein SHORT-ROOT-like. The transcript has a single exon. Gene Ontology annotation, molecular function: sequence-specific DNA binding; DNA-binding transcription factor activity. Gene Ontology annotation, biological process: regulation of DNA-templated transcription. The record is from RefSeq and is a predicted model, not a curated record. NCBI's taxonomy places the organism in Eukaryota, Viridiplantae, Streptophyta, Magnoliopsida, Solanales, Convolvulaceae. Bases 179 to 1435 code for a protein of 418 amino acids. Gene Ontology annotation, cellular component: nucleus.
AAAUGAAAAUGGCUUUAAACUUUGAAAACAAGAGCAAAUUAAAGAGGGCUCCAUAACCACAUGGACACAAGUCUUUUCCCUUCAAAAGCCACAAAUCAUUUCUCAUCCAAUUCCAAUGCUCAUCAUAAUAACCAGGCGGUGGUAGUAGUAGCAGUAGCAAUAACAGCAGUAAGUAGAUAUGCAAAGCAACCCUAGCGGGUCGCCACCGGCGGUGGAGGAGCCCUCCGCCGCUGCUAGCGACGGCGGGAAGUGGGCGGAGCGGCUCCUGAGGGAAUGCGCCGGCGCGAUUUCCGAGAAAGAUUCCGCCAAGAUCCACCAGCUGCUGUGGAUGCUGAACGAGCUAGCGUCGCCCUACGGGGACUGCGACCAGAAACUCGCCGCGCAUUUUCUUCAAGCCUUGUUCUGCAAGGCAACGGAGACGGGUCCCAAGUGCUACAAAACCCUCCUCUCGGUCUCCGAGAAGAGCCACAGCUUUGACUCCGCUCGGAAGCUCAUCCUCAAGUUCCAAGAGGUGAGCCCUUGGACAACUUUCGGUCACGUCGCCUCCAACGGCGCCAUCUUGGAGGCCUUGGACGGGGAAACCAAGCUUCAUAUUAUCGACAUUAGCAACACGUUUUGCACCCAAUGGCCUACUUUACUCGAAGCCCUGGCCACGCGGAACGACGAGACGCCCCACCUUAAGCUCACGGUGGUGGUCACGGCCGCGACGGUGGUGAAGUCGUUCAUGAAGGAAAUCGCGCAGAGGAUGGAGAAAUUCGCAAGGCUGAUGGGGGUACCGUUCGAGUUCAACGUCGUGAGCGGGCUAACCCACCUAGGAGAGAUCACCAAAGACGCUCUAAACGUCCGAGACGACGAAUCCGUCGCAAUAAAUUGCAUCGGCGCCCUCCGACGAGUCGGGGUCGACGAAAGGUCCGCGAUUCUCCGCACCUUCCUAACCCUCCGCCCCAAAGUCGUCACGGUCGUGGAAGAACACGCGGAUUUCACCCACACCCGACACGAUUUCGUCAAAUGCUUCGAGGAGUGCCUGAGAUUCUACACGCUCUACUUGGAGAUGCUGGCCGAGAGCUUCCCGGCAACCAGCAACGAGCGGUUGAUGCUUGAGCGAGAGUGCUCGAGGAGCAUACUUAGGGUUUUGGGCUGCGACGAUCCGAGCAGUAACGACGGCGACUCCGAGAGCAGAGAGAGAGGAACCCAGUGGUCCGAGAAGCUCCGAGACGCCGGCUUCUCGCCUUUUACCCUCAACGACGACGCAGUUGACGACGUUAAAGCCUUGCUGAAAAGAUACAAAUCCGGAUGGGCACUUCAGCCACCACAACAACAAGCCGGGGAAGACAACAACACAACCGGAACCUCAUCAUCAUCAACAUCAUCAUCAGGAAUAUACUUGACAUGGAAAGAUGAGCCAGUAGUAUGGGCUUCAGCUUGGAAGCCCUAGAAUUGAACUAUAUAUAUAUAUACACUUCAAUUCAGUUCAGUUCAGUUCUCUAGCUGAAUCUGAGAAUUGAAUUGAAAAAUUAAACCCAGAUAUAUAUAUAUUAUAUUAUAUGAAUUAUUAUGAUAUGAAUACUUGGAGUACGUUUGUGAUGGUUAUUUAUAUUUGGAGAAUCAGAAGAAGAUAUAAGAGUGUAUGUGUGCAUGUAUGGAUUUUGUUUGUUUUGUUUUUAGUUUUCCAA